AUGGUGAAAUUUUAUAGAAAAACUGUUUCCUUUUCGGCACUGUGGGUGUCUACAAACGAUAGACUAAGUGAUUUCUACGCGUCGUCAUGGCAACGAGAAGAGUCGGUUGUGCCAAUGCUUGUUGUGCGGUUGCUGCUCACAAUUUCAUCGUUAGGCAUCCUUACGUGGUCGCUCGUCGAGGAUGCUAACCCUUACUGGCUGAUCUACCUCACGAACUGGGGAAUACUGCUUGUCUCGGCUACGACGAUGAGUGGUGUCGUCGUUUCAUUCGCAUUUCUCGUCAAGAAGCCAUUAGAGACGACAAAUUUAGCGUGGUACGUCAGUUUCUAUUGGGUCGCUUUUAAUAUAGCACUCGCCAUCUCUAUAAUGAUCACCAUUCUCUACUGGAUAUUGCUACACGAUCCUGCCAUUCCAGAAAAGUAUGGACUGCGCGGGUAUUGGCUCAACAUAUCGAAACAUGGCUUGAUGUCGUGUAUCAUAGUAACCGAAUUGCUGUUCUCGCGGACACCCGUCAGACUCGCGCACCUCUACCAGCCGCUGGGGGUGGGCUUGCUAUAUGCUCUCUUCUCUGUCAUAUAUUUUGCCGCUGGCGGUACUGACAAUGAGGGCCACGAAUUUAUCUAUGCGGUGCUUAACUGGCGAGAACCGAGGAACGCGGGAAUCAUAGUGAUUUGCUCAGUCUCUGCUUUGGUGGUCUUGUACGUAAUGCUGUGGAUGGUCGCCUUUCUCAGAGACAAGCUGUCCACGGCUCUUAUGCGUACUAAGACCAACGACUUGCCGCUAACAACAUGUGAUAUAACGGUCCUGUAG
Molecule: messenger RNA, 810 nt
Organism: Arctia plantaginis
Lineage: Eukaryota; Metazoa; Arthropoda; Insecta; Lepidoptera; Erebidae
Source: the annotation of a GenBank genome assembly